Gastrolobium bilobum is the source of this 1999-nucleotide messenger RNA. Its product is annotated as isovalerate--CoA ligase AAE2-like. The record is from RefSeq and is a predicted model, not a curated record. The transcript has 2 exons. Lineage: Eukaryota; Viridiplantae; Streptophyta; Magnoliopsida; Fabales; Fabaceae. The coding region runs from base 71 to 1870 and encodes 599 amino acids.
GAUACGAUAAUGUUUUUCUUCUCAAUCUGACAAACUUGUCACGAGCACCACUGGAACUGGGUCCGUUACCAUGAACCACAGCUUCAAGAGAAUGCUUUGGACUCGUUCUCUAAGGAAUUUAAGGUCAACUUGCAUAUACUCAGCUCAUAAUUCACGGAAAAUUUGUAACUUUUCCCGUAAUCCUGAUGCGGGAUCAUGGGAAUCAAUGGAGGGUCUACUUCGUUGCUCUGCAAAUUUCGUUCCAUUGUCUCCUGUCAGCUUCCUAGACAGAGCAGCAAAGGUUUGCAGAGAUAGAACAUCGCUUGUGUAUGGUUCUUUGAAGUAUAACUGGGGUGAAACCCAUCAACGGUGUCUUAAACUUGCUUCUGCUCUGACCCAAAUGGGAAUUUCCCGUGGGGAUGUGGUUGCUACCCUAUCACCUAAUGUCCCUGCAAUGUACGAGCUGCAUUUUGCUGUCCCAAUGGCUGGAGCCAUUAUUUGUACCCUUAAUUCACGCCUAGAUGCAGCUAUGGUUUCAGUCCUAUUAGAGCAUUCACAAGCUAAGGUCCUUUUUGUAGACUACCAACUACUUGAAAUUGCUCGGGAAGCAUUUGACCUGCUCGGCAAAAGAGAAAGAGAAUUGCCAAUUUUAGUUUUAGUUACUGACUCUGAUUGCUCCUCUACCAUUGACAUUACUUCAGUUAGUUAUGAGUACGAGAGGCUACUAGCUGUUGGAGAUAAUGGUUUUGAUAUAGUGAGACCAAAUAGUGAAUGGGAUCCUAUAAGUAUAAAUUACACCUCUGGCACAACAUCUAGGCCUAAAGGAGUUGUUUAUAGCCACAGGGGAGCUUAUCUGAACUCUCUAGCAACUGUUCUACUCUUUCGAAUGGACCUUUUUCCCGUUUAUCUUUGGACUGUUCCAAUGUUCCAUUGCAAUGGGUGGUGUCUCCCUUGGGGAGUGGCAGCACAGUUUGGGAUCAAUGUUUGUCUAAGGAAAGUCUCUCCAAAGAACAUAUUUGACAAUGUAACACACCAUAAGGUGACACACAUGGGAGGAGCUCCUACAGUGCUAAACAUGAUUGUGAACUCUGCAUUGACCGAUAGAAAGCCACUCAAUCACAAGGUGGUAGUAAUGGCAGGAGGUUCCCCUCCACCUCCACAGAUCCUUUCCAAGAUGGAGGAGAUUGGUUUCACCAUUUCUCACCUUUAUGGCCUCACAGAAACAUAUGGUCCUGGCACUUUCUGUGCAUGGAGACCUGAGUGGGACUUGUUACCUCAUGAAGAAAUAUCAAAGAUGAAAGCAAGGCAAGGGGUUCCCCAUGUGGGUUUGGAGGAAAUUGAUGUCAAAGAUUCUGGCACAAUGGAAAGUGUUCCAGAUGAUGGAAAAACAGUGGGUGAGGUAAUGGUUAGAGGGAAUACAGUGAUGAGUGGAUAUCUUAGAGAUUUGAAAGCAACAAAGGAAGCUUUCACAGAUGGGUGGUUUCAUAGUGGGGAUCUAGCUGUGAAACACUCUGAUGGUUACAUAGAAAUCAAGGACAGAUCAAAGGACAUAAUAAUAUCUGGGGGAGAGAAUAUUAGCUCAGUUGAAGUAGAAACAGUUUUGUAUAGCCAUCCAGCAGUUCUUGAAGCUGCAGUUGUUGCUCGGCCUGAUGAUCAUUGGGGCCAAACUCCUUGUGCGUUUCUUGAGUUGAAAGAAGGGUAUGAUGCAGAUGCUCAAGAAAUAAUCAACUUCUGCAGGGAUCAUUUGCCCCAUUACAUGGCUCCUAAAACAGUUAUUUUUCAACAUAUACCAAAAACUUCAACAGGGAAGAUACAGAAGUAUAUUCUGAGGGAUAAAGCCAAGGCCUUGGGCAGCAUUUCUGGACCCAAGAAUGUAACAAAUCGUAUCUGAUUGCUCAAGUUAGUGAAAAGAAUAAUAAAUAGGAAAGGUGUUCUACAUCAAAUCCCAUCUUUAUUAUGAUAAAUGUAGCAAAGUGAUAAAUGGAACUUUCACAUGAAUCCCAAUUUACACCAACAACAU